This is a messenger RNA of Chlamydomonas reinhardtii, 1430 nucleotides long. RefSeq lists its product as uncharacterized. The coding region runs from base 148 to 534 and encodes 128 amino acids. The record is from RefSeq and is a predicted model, not a curated record. The transcript has 3 exons. Gene Ontology annotation, molecular function: protein binding. Lineage: Eukaryota; Viridiplantae; Chlorophyta; Chlorophyceae; Chlamydomonadales; Chlamydomonadaceae.
CACCAGCCAUAAUCAAUUCGUAUUAUCAGACUGUAGGGUGGGCUCGGCCGAGGAGGGGAGCCCUGCCUUUGAAGUUGUCAAACCACAACCGACAACGCUUGAGAAGCAUACACGGCACUCUGUGACAUACAAUAAAGACCUGGAGACAUGGGCGGCCCAAUUAUUGUUCACCCGCUGUUCCAGCACACGCUGGCCUGGGAGCCCGAGUAUCCCGUGCGCACGCUGGAGGAGAUCCCCAAGGACGUGCUGCACCUCAUCGCGGAGCGCCUGCCCACCGCGCAGCAGCUGUGCGUGCUGGCCUGCGUCAACCGCCGCUGCAAGGAGGUGGCGGAGGCGGAGGAGCUGUGGCGCCAGAGGUGCGUGACGCGCUUCGCCAUCACCAGCCACUGCUCGCCGCCCUCCUGGCGCAAGCUGUACGAGUUCAACCACUGCUUCCUGUACAAGGUGCUGCUCAGCCGCAGCGCCGAGCAGUUCAGCUCGGGAUUCUCGCGCAGCGGCGGCGCCUACGUGGGCAUGGGCAUCGCCAUUGCCUGAGCAUGCUGCGAGCUGGGGCUGCGAGAAGGUUUGCAGCUGGCCAUGCGAUGGAAGGAUUUGUUGUCGGCAGGCCAGGUAGGCUGCAUCGACAGCCGUCGUGUGGGUGUCACCAGCCGGCGCGUGCGGCCGGUGUGGUGUGUGUUGCAUUUGUGUGAUGCGGACUGAUGAGGUGUUGUUGGUUUGGUUUGAUUGGCUGGCUGCCUUGUGACUGCAGCCAGCUGCAGCCGCUGGUGCCCGUGCUUGCGUGGGAGGAGUGCUACAGUGCCGCACGUACCCGUAUGCUGAGCGCGGCACACUUCUGGCGCAAAUGCAUUUGUAUCUUUAUCUUUGCCGAGUGGUGCCCAACGCCUGCCGCUUUCGGACACGGCUCCGUCGGACCACCUCGUGCUGCGUGAGUUUGCAUGCGGCGAUGUACGGUAUACGAAAGCGACUGUGUUUGUGACUCGAGAUUCCGCUGCAUAUCAGUUUGGAGCCAGACCACGCGUUGACAACAUAAAAGGCAUUCCGUUACACACAAGCGUGAGGUUGGUCCAACCGAAGACAUAAUGCAAGCGAACGCAGGGACGAGUGCUGCUGCUACUGCGGGCGACCACGGAUUAAUCAUGAUGGCCCGUAUGUGUGGUCCGAGGACCAGGGUUCGCGUGGCGUGCUGCGUAAUUAGCGCCAUGAAUGGCUGUGUGCUGAACAGGGGAGGUGCUGAACGCUGGGACACUGGUGCACGGAAUGGGAGUUACAGGAGCCGUGCCCGGAAUACUGCCAUGAAUGCAUCACAGGAGACCCGUCCACUGUGGGUGCUGUCCAGUUCAUCGAACACCUGUAACAUAAGGAGCAAUGGGCAAUGCAGGCGGUGCACAGUACAGUACGUGGGAUGUAUGUGAUGGGAGAACACGGACAAU